AAGCUUCUCUUCUUUUCCGGUUUAGUUGCUUGACAUGGCGAAAUCAUACGAUUUUUUGUUUAAAUUGCUUCUCAUAGGAGAUUCCGGAGUCGGUAAAACGUCUAUUUUGUUCAGGUUUUCCGACAACAAGUUCGACGGAAGCUUCAUAUCGACAAUAGGAAUCGAUUUUAAGAUACGGAUUAUCGAAAUCGACGGGAAGAAAAUCAAGCUACAAAUAUGGGACACGGCUGGGCAGGAGCGCUUCCGCACGAUAACGACUGCCUACUACAGGGGGGCAAUGGGAAUCAUGCUCGUUUACGAUGUCACAAAGGAAGCCACAUUCGAAAACAUAAAGACGUGGAUCAGGAACACAGACGAGCAUGCGGCGGCAGACGUUGAGAAGAUGAUUCUUGGAAACAAGUGCGACAUGAACGAACUCAGACAAGUUUCGAAAGAACGUGGAGAAAAGUUGGCAAUAGAGCACAACAUCAAGUUCAUGGAGACCAGUGCUGUGUCAUCAAUAAACGUGGAGGAGGCCUUCUACACACUUGCGAGAGACAUCAAGGAGAAAAUGGAGCGACAGGUGCUGGGUUCCAUGAUGGGAGCGCAUAAGGCGGCUCGGGCACAGCCAAAGCCAACAGGCCCUCACCUACACACUGCUGAACCCGUGCGAAAGAGGACCCGGUUCACGUGCACUCUCCUAUGAUGUCUGUAGACUGCGAACAGUGCAGUGACUCGUAUCAGUGCCUAAAAAGGGUGCCUGCCAGCUGCAGAAUCCAGUCUUCAACUGCCACACUUUGGCGUGACCAACGUUUUUUUGUGGGCUGGCAUCAUGUGAUGCGCCUGGCUUGCUGCUCCUAGGCUCUUCAUGUCCGUCUCGCCCAGAGGCUCUGGCGUGCACACCGCACAUCACCGCACGUGUGGUCACAGGCAUAUAUACACAAACACCUCUUGUUCUGGCCACGCUGAAUGCAAAAAGUGCCCGGUCUUAUAAACACUUAUGUGAACGGCAAUCAAAGAGAAGGUGCACUUUGUCUUCCACAUGUUCUUUCCCUCUGUAUAGUAGUACCCUAGUCACAUUGGCACACUAAUUGCAGUUAACUUGAGCCUGAGUUGCACUCUAGUUACACAUGCACGAUUAAGUAUGGUUAAGCUGAACCUAAGUUGUGGCCUACAACAGUUAUGCAGAGUUACAUGGAAAACAUAAGUGCAGUUGUGUAUAGCCAUGCGAGGUAUAUUAGGUUUUCCAUGUAACUGAACUUAACUGCUGCAGUUGGUAACAGAAGUUUAGCUGAGUAUAGUAUAGUAUUACAGUAUAGUAAACUAUAGUAUUACAGCCUAGUGUAGUUGUUCACAAUUGCUGGGAAUUUUUUACCACAUUUAGUGCAGUUGAUGAUACAAACACAAUUAAGUUUUUCAUGUAACUGGGUAUAACUGCUGUGGGCCGUAACUAACCCCCGAUAUUCAGAAAUAUCAAAGCCACGACUCGAUUUAAUCUAGUCAGGCUCAAUGUAAUGACUGAUGUCAACAUGGCCGAGACGCUCAUUGCGUUUCUUGGGGCGCAUUCACGUCGGGCAUUAUCUUGAGCCAGACUUGACCAAGUUGUCGUGGCUUCAAGUUAAGGCACAUUUCUGAAUACGGGGGCAAGGCUUGACUUAACUGCAGCCAGUGUGCCCAUAUAACUAAGGUAUAAGUGAUGUUCUUUCCUUGUUUUUUCUGCAUCUUGAUUUUUCUCCCUGUUCAAGGGUGAUUGCCUCUGUUAUGAAAGGGUCUCAUUUGUUGUGCUGAUGUAUUGAUUUGGGACAAAAUGUAUUUGUGCUGUGGCCUUGAGCUAAAUGUUGUUAGGUUUUCAGAGGCUGAAGGAACCUUAACAGGGUGCGUUGAGAGUUACGAAAAAUAACUCCAUAUGUGUACAGCAUAAUUGACGUCCAGGUUGUUUUUUUCAUCUCAUUCUGCUAAUCUCGUCACUUUGUAAUUGCAUUGUUUUGUUGCUGCUGGUUCCAUUCACAUCUUUUGCUCUCUUUCUUUUUCUUUAAGGCAGUGCACAAAAAAUUGCCUGCACUUUUUCGAGAUGAAUUUUUAUGCCUAAAGGACAAGUAAGCUGUUUUGUCUUGUAAUGUACCCAGAUUAGUGUGACAUUACCAGCAAAAAUAAGAUGCCAAGGUUGCCAACAUUUUCCUGCUAACUGCUAUGGUGCAGCAUAUUGCUCCCGUUCGAAAGUCCUAUCAUGGACAAACAAAACGUUAACAACAAAGUUUAACACAUUGAACACCUCUCACAGGUAAUGAACACAAAAUUGCAAUUUCACUUCGCUGCAUAUUCGGUAGCCAAAGAUUCUGUCCCGAACUAAACACACAAAUUGAAAUCAGUCUGACAUCACUUCAAGUAGUGAAAACCAGAAACGGAAGAAGCUGUUUUAGUUAACCUUGACUUGUUCACGUUUUAUUUGUCCAUGAUAGUGCAAGCUUGCAAAUACGUGGCUACCAUCAAUCACGUGAUGUAUUCAGAAUGCUGUUUAUUCAAAUUUGCUAUUUCUUUGUAUGUGUUCCCUGUCCUGCUCCUGCCUUUUACUGCGCCUGAAAUUUUUACUUUUUACCUGAUGCUUCUUUUUUCAAAGUUGAGUGGUGCUGCUGAAGUUGCACAAUAUACUUUACAGCUGCGAUUUCAUAUACUAUACACAUAUACUCAAAGUCUUUUUUUUUCUCCUACUCAGUGGUGUGUGCAAACACAGCAGUUUUAUACACUCAAGUUUGUGAGCACUCUUCCUCUUUUCACGCCGCCAAAUGCUCCUCUGUUACAUUGAUUGUGUUAACUUUCAUCGUCACCUCUGUUGCUUGACUAAUGUUAUUAUGCACUACUCUUUAUCCUCUCAAUGCAUCUGAAGCAACAAGUUUUGCUUAUGGGUUUUUUUUUUUUUUUUUUAUUCAAUGAAGGGAUGGGGGUGGGGAGAGGGCAGUCUUUCAGCAUGUUUUGGUGAUAUGGGCUCACGCCAAACACUGGCAUCAUGUGUCCAUCUUUCGUGUCGUAGCUUUGACAUGAUUUUCUCACUCUGAAUUAUGCUUAACAUCAAACAUCAAUACUGGGUAAAAAAAGUGACUCCUCUUUGUACAAAAAAAAAAAAAAAGUACCUACAAGUGAUUGCAUCAAAUGCAAAACCCACUGCAGUCGAACCUUGCUAUAAUGAAGUCACAUCCAAUAUUAAAAUACCUUCGUUAUAACCUAUAUUUGUUACAAGUGUAUAUUCAUUGCAUGCUAAUAUUGGCAGUAAACAUUUGGGAUUUACUUCGUUACAUCCAAUAAUUUGUCAUAUCCGUGUUCACUAUAUCGGGGUUCGACUGAAUUAUAGUAACAUUGUGUCUUGUGCAUUGUUAUAACGAGUGCAGUGUUGGCGUAAGGCAGUUGUUAAUCAUAAAUUACACUGGUCAAAUACGCAGAUGAUACUCAGAGUGUUAGAAAGUGCUGCAAAAGCAUUAAGUAGCAAGAAAAUCCACUUUUAGUUUGGAUAAUCUGUCGCAUGCACAUAAUAAGGCACAAGCUGGCAAUUAUGGGUGUGUGAAUGUGAACUUUAAGAAUACUGGGAUGCGAGCAUCAUUUGACAUUAAUUGUGAUAAUGGCUAAUUAUUAUUUGAAAAGUAUUCAAUAUUCGAAUCGAUUUGCUUCUGGCACGAUUCGGCUUAAGAGAUCGCUAUUCACACACCCCUACUGGCAAUAAGUUUUAAUGCCAGGAAAUUUCUGCUCGCAUCAACUCCCCUCAGGUGCUGUUUGGGAGUAUCUCCCACUGAUUCACUGCCUCCAUUUAGUUGGCUAUCCACAGUUCAUUUCUAUUGCUGAAGGAGAACGAAUCGUCGCAGACAAUUUGGGAUUGCCCUGGAACUCCUUUUCACAGCGGUGUUGUAAUUCUACACAGACAGUCCCAUGGUACCUUUGCUGUAGCAUUCCUUACUGAUGUUCAUGCACUGAAUUCAAUUUCACCUGCCUGCCAGCAGUGAAACAGUAGAACAUCUUUGUAGUGUUGUGCUUAUAGUAAAUGCCUACCAUUCUGGGUAGUCAGUUGUGGAACACAAACAUCGUAGUACUAUGAUAGACAAUCUCAACUGCAAGUUUGAACUUUAAAAUUUGCACUCUAGCAUUGGGCACGAAAACCUUUUCCCUCUCACUAACCUGUUUCUUCUCAUAGUUCUCAAGCCGUACGUGCUUUUUGUGCUCCAAUAUGUCAAAGUCGGAAUACACUUGCACGAAAAGAAUGAAAGUCCUAACUUAAUGUAUGGUGGGAACAAUUUGUAAAGAAAUCUCUACGUAAUGGCGUCCGAGAAUCAGCCAUUGCCUUUGUACUUUGUACACUACAAUACACUUUCUACAUUAUGCUGGUGCCUCGCCAUUGGCUGUAAUCGUAUAGAUGAGGACAGCCCUGCAGAUUCAGCUGCUGACAAGGCUUUUUGUAUUAUUAAAUUUAUUCCUCCAGGCUCUUUUGGGACUGUAGUCUACUUGCUAGACUAGUUGCAGUGUAAAACAUUCCUUUACAUACACCGUUUGAUACUGAUCGAAUAUGAACAUGCUGCACUAUCCAGACACUCGUUCUGUUCUCUUUAUAUACGACAUUUUCUACAUUGCAGUGCACACAUUAAGAUCAGUUUCAUAUGUGUGGAAAGUAGGCCUUGGUUGGUUGGUAACGGGUGCCUAAAAAUUUGUCGCGUAAAGCUGUGCAUUUUUCAUGGCUUGCACCUGUCACCAGGCAGCAUAGGUUAAUGUACAGUAAACUCUCAAUAAUUCAAACUUAAAUUAUUCAAAAUUCAUGUGAUUAAAAAAAAAAGUGGCCUCACUUUGCCAUGUUUUUAGUGAAGGUACUUACAUCGUCGUCACGUCCUGAAGCCCCAACGUUCCUCUAAAUGUUCCUAUCAAUAGAGAACAGCACAGAACUGUAAAAUGUGCGUGUACUUGCAUAGCAUGAAAUCUGCUUUAAAGACUUGUUUUGUUGCUGCUUCGCACGAAAUAAUCAGGCCGACAAAAAAAAAAAGACUCCAAGCCAACUUUCACUGGAGGUACUUGCACCUCUCUCGAAGGUCCUUUUUGGGUGCUCUGUGUUAGAAACAAUUAGAAUGCAUUAACUUUCACAAACUGCCUGCUUGUUAGGUAUGGUCAUUCUAUCAUGUUUGUCUCACAACACACUUUUUAUGAUAUGAUCAUUCUGUCAUGUUUGUCUCACAACACUGGUGUAGCAGCUGAACCCUGUGGUUGGCUGGACAGCCCAAAUCACCAGCUGAUAUUUUCCCCUUGAAAAGAGCCGAGCUGUAGUGCAGUCGAACAGCAGCCAGAAAUUUGCUUUGGGACAUCAAAACCCUUAAUUUAACUGCAUGUCUUUGCUAUGUGAAGGCUGUGUGUUUGUAAUUGUUGCUUAAAGGGGAGGGAAGCUGAAGAACUUCUCAGAACUGAGCAAUGUUCAAGGAAGUUCUUGGUCUGUCAGUUUGCAAGAUGCACAUUGUGUAUGCCUAUGCGGAACGAAAUGUGUUCAUAGACUUCUAAAACAAAAACAAAGAUUUAAUUAGAAUAUGUACCUGCUGUGCUUGGUAGUUCUGUGAUGUCAACACCAGCAUCCACCUUACGUGGGUCAGUAAAGCCUAUAGUUUGUCCCAACAUAGAAUUGUGAUUCACAAUCUUGGUGCUGCCCUUCACAUGGGUAUUAUUAGGAAGCACUUUGCAGUGGGAGUGCGUGGUUAAACCAAGAAACCACAUCUAAUUUUAUUAUGCACUAUCUUUAUGCUUGGAGAAACAGUAUUUUUUUCAGGGUGUAAGGUAGGCUAGGUUAGGUUUUCCUUUAAUUAAGCAAUGUGAAUUGGUGAAUGUGGAACAGUUUCUAGACAAAGUUUUCAUUACAUUCAGGAGCAGAAAUGCCAGUGCUACAUGUGACAUAUAACUUGCCUUAAUCAGUUUUCAUAGUAUUGGCAGAGCACACUAUACUCACAUUGGUGAACGGGGUUCUUAAAAAAGGAAUUGCCAUUGCAGUCAUUCUUUGGGACGGGCUGUGCAUCUUCUUAGUCAGUCAACAGUAUUGAAUGAUCCUGGUCAGAUGCAUGUGCUUGUUACUUGUAUACAAUUAUGUCAAUGUGAGGAAAUAUCAAAAUGCACAGGGAUGAUGAAAGCAUGUGAUACCGGUCCCUUCCAAUAAAUGUUUUUUUCUUUAA
This is a messenger RNA of Dermacentor silvarum, 6158 nucleotides long. It is a transcript of the gene Rab8, whose product is annotated as ras-related protein Rab-8A-like. The transcript is spliced from 8 exons. NCBI's taxonomy places the organism in Eukaryota, Metazoa, Arthropoda, Arachnida, Ixodida, Ixodidae. Bases 35 to 685 code for a protein of 216 amino acids. Gene Ontology annotation, molecular function: GTPase activity; GTP binding. Gene Ontology annotation, cellular component: plasma membrane; trans-Golgi network transport vesicle; synaptic vesicle. Gene Ontology annotation, biological process: protein secretion; Golgi vesicle fusion to target membrane; regulation of exocytosis. The record is from RefSeq and is a predicted model, not a curated record.